This is a messenger RNA of Lampris incognitus (smalleye Pacific opah), 1974 nucleotides long. RefSeq names its product S-arrestin-like. Gene Ontology annotation, molecular function: G protein-coupled receptor binding. Lineage: Eukaryota; Metazoa; Chordata; Actinopteri; Lampriformes; Lampridae. The record is from RefSeq and is a predicted model, not a curated record. Gene Ontology annotation, cellular component: photoreceptor outer segment; photoreceptor inner segment. Gene Ontology annotation, biological process: G protein-coupled receptor internalization; signal transduction. The transcript has 16 exons. The coding region runs from base 109 to 1269 and encodes 386 amino acids.
AACUAAUUCUCUUUAGAGUCCUGAUUUCACCAACGUCCAGGAGAGCUGGGGACUCGCCGUUCUGCCUUCGAUUCAAACAGCUGGCGUCCACAUUAACACGAAUCCACCAUGACCAGCAAACACGUGGUGUUCAAGAAGACGUCCCGCAACAAGGCGGUCACUGUCUACAUGGCCAAGCGGGACUUUGUGGACCACUGUGACUUCGUGGAGCCAGUAGAUGGGGUUUUGUUGAUCGACCCUGGGCAGCUGAAAGGAAAGCGAGUGUAUGUGAUGCUGUCCUGCACGUUCCGGUAUGGCAGACAGGAUAUGGACGUGAUGGGCAUGGUGUUCAGGAGAGACCUGUUCCUGGUGACACGGCAGGUUUACCCAGAACUGCAGGACAAAAGCAGACUGACCCACACCAGAGCCCAGGAGAAACUUCUCCACAAGCUGGGACCAAAUGCCAUCCCUUUCUUCUUCGAGUUUCCAGACAAUCUGCCAUGUUCAGUGUCUCUGCAGCCUGGGCCCUCGGACGUAGGAAAGAAAUGUGCCGUCGAGUUUGAAGUGAAGGCUUUCUGUGCCGAGAACCAAGACGACAAGAUUGAGAAACAGACUUCCGUUCGUCUCUCCAUCCGUAAGAUCCAGUUUGCUUCGGAGGACAUGAAACUGGUUCCCACAGCAGAGACCACCUUUGACUUCCUCAUGUCGGAGAAACCGCUUCGUCUCAAGCUCAGCCUGCAGAAGGAGACGUAUUACCACGGUGAACCGAUCAAAGCCAGUGUGGAGAUCACCAACUCCUCCAGCAGAAACAUUAAAGACAUCAGUGUCUCCGUUGAACAGGUGACCAAUGUGGUUUUAUAUGCAAAUGACAAGUAUGUCAAGUCAGUCGCCAAAGAAGACACCAGCGACACGGUGCUGUCUGGGACCAGCCUGAAGAAGGAAUACACUCUGUACCCUCUGCUCGCCCACAACACGGACCGCAGAGGCCUCGCGCUGGAUGGCAAACUCAAGCACGAGGACACAAACCUGGCUUCCUCUAGCGUGGUGAAGGAGGAGGUGCUUAAGGAGGUGCAGGGCAUCCUGGUGUCCUACCGGGUGGUUGUGAAAAUGAUGGCGUCCGGGACGGUUGGGUCCAGCGAGGUCUCUCUGGAGGUCCCUUUCAAACUCAUGAAUCCAAGACCUGAACCAGCCAAGGAGAGUGAGUCACAUGACAUGGUCUUUGAGGAGUUUAAGAGGGUCUACCUGAAGGGGGUGGUUGGGGACGACGAUGAGUCGCCCACUGAGGCCUAGGACCACAGACGGCCACCGCCGGUGGACAGACGGAGCGACAGACAGAUGGAGUUAUAGACAGCAUGAAUGUAGACUCAUCGUGUCACUGGGGUUUGGUGUUGACAUAGUUUGGUUUCAGAGUAGCAGGGUGGAGGUCAGAGGUCGCUCAGUUAGCUUCAGUGUUUAAUAAAACAUCGCUGCAGUACAGACCAACAUGUGGGCUGGCUUGAUUUCUUUAUUCUGUAACAGCCUGGACUCACCUAGACCAUUAUGACGUAGUCUAGAUCAUUAAAACGUAGAUCAUGACGUAGACUAGACCAUUAUCAUGUAGACUAGAUCAUUAUGACAUAGAUCAUGACGUAGACUAGAUCAUUAUGACAUAGAUCAUGAUGUAGACUAGACCAUUAUGACGUAGACUAGCUCAUUAUGAUGUAGAUCAUGACGUAGACUAGAGCAUUAUGACGUAGAUCAUGACGUAGACUAGAUCAUUAUGACUUAGAUCAAGACGUAGACUAGUUCAUUAUGACGUAGACUAGAUCAUUAUGAUGUAGAUCAUGACGUAGACUAGUUCAUUAUGACAUAGAUUAGAUCAUUAUGAUGUAGACUAGACCAUUAUGAUGUAGACUAGAUCAUUAUGAUGUAGAUUAUGACGUAGACUAGAUCAUUAUGACGUAGAUCAUGAUGUAGACUAGAUCAUCAUGAUGUAGACUAGAUCAUUAUGACAUA